Molecule: messenger RNA, 1932 nt
Organism: Strongyloides ratti
Lineage: Eukaryota; Metazoa; Nematoda; Chromadorea; Rhabditida; Strongyloididae
Product: SANT/Myb domain and Homeodomain-like-containing protein
Exons: 2
Coding region: 1-1932 (643 amino acids)
Source: RefSeq, a predicted model, not a curated record
AUGGCAGACACAGAAGGUGUAUCUAGGAGGCGGAAAGUAUUUAAAUCUUCUACAGGAAAAAGUCCAUCAUUUAUGUUGCAACGUAUAAAAGAAAAACAAUUAAAACAACAAGAUAACAAAUCUGAAACAGAAAUAACAAUUACUAAAAAUACAAAUUAUUUAAUAAAUGAAGAAAAAAAAUUAUCUACAUCAGAGAUUGUUGGUAGUGGUUCAUUAUCACAAGUUGAAAAUAAUGAUGGAAUGGAAAUAAGUGAAGAUAUUUCUAUUAUACCAGGACCAUCAAAUAUUAUUCCUACAGAAUUACAAGAAACAACAGAAAAAGCAAAACAAAAAAAUAUAUGGUCUCCUUCUGAACAUAAUGCUUUUUAUGAAGCAAUAAAAGCUGUUGGUAAAGAUUUUGAAGGAAUAGCUAGGUAUAUGAGAAAAAGAAGAUAUCAAAAAGAUCUCCAGCAAAUACGUGUACAAUAUCACAAUGCUAUCAGGUUAUACAAAUCAAAUGCUAAAAUUACUGAUGAGGAAAUAUCACACAUACCAAAAAAUAUUUUUGAAUUAUUUAUUAUUAUAAAUGGUUAUGAAUGGAAAAAAAAAACAGGUGAAUCACCAAGAUGGAAUAUAGAAAAGUUUAGAAAACUUUUAGCUGAAGGACAAGUGAAUGUAAGAAAAAGAAAUUUAGCUAUUUCAUUAAAAACUCCUAUAUGUAGUGCAUUCUUAAAAUUACUACCAGAAUAUCAAUUUGAAAGUAGUAAUCCAGAAUUUAUUUAUUUUCAUUUAUCUCCAAAAAGAAGUAUAGAUUAUAAUUAUAUUAAAAAUACGUUACGACAAAGUCCUAAAAUUGUAAUUAGAUUUAAAAUGGAUGAAAAAAUAAAAACAAUUUUUGAAAUUUUAGAAAAAAGAUGGAAAUUAUACUAUAACAAAGAAAAAAAGAGAGUUGAAAUACGAAUAGCUCCAACAGAAAAGAUGAAUUUAGUUGACUAUACAACAUCUGCACAAUUAGAUGGAUCAGUUAAAAAAAUGUCAUUAAAUAAAAUAUUAUCUAGAAAUAAUUUACCACCAUUCAAUUCAUCACAAGAUGGAAGUACAUCAAAAGAUAAUACCAAUAAAGAUACUAAUAUUGAGAUUAAUAAUGUAUUUGUAUAUAAUCUUCAAAGUAUGUCAAAAGGAAUUUCCAAUUUUGAGGUUUCACUUGAUGCAAAAAUAUCUGAAUUUUAUUAUUUAUGUAAUAGACAACAACAUAUAGAAUUAUAUUAUGCUAUGAAUGUUCCUGAUAAUAGAACUGAAGUUUGGGCAACAUUUAGAACAUUUAUAUGUAGAAAGUAUGGAGAAAAAAUUUGUCAAGAAGGUAAAACAAAUAACAGUAAUACAGUGGAAAAUAAUAAAGAAAUUGAUAGUGAAGGUGAACCAGAAAGUACAACUGAAGAUGAUUUUUCAAAUAAAAGUGAUAAUUGGGUUGAACAAAAAAAUAGUUUUGAUGAAACUAUAUUUGAUAGUAGCAAAAAAUCUCAUGAAUUAUCAAAAGAAAGUGUUAAUAGUAAUUUACCUAAAUUUCCACCAAUCAAACCAAAGAAAUAUGUUCCAGUAAAAUCAAUGACAGCAACAUAUAAAAAUCCUUUUAUAUCAUCACCAGUUAAAAUAAAUAAUCAAACUCCAACAAAAGUAUCUGAUUGUAUUGAUAAAUUACCUUCAUCUUUAUUUACCAGUACACCAACAUCAUCCUUUGACUGUUUUGAUGGUGGUAAUUCAACACAAAUGUCAUCAUUGAUAGGACUUUUUAGUCCAUGCAAAAGUUUUUCUAACCAAACAUUACCUUCUGACUAUAAACAGACAUUAGAAAUGUUAGCUAAUGUUGAUAGUAUAGACUUUAUAAAUGGUGUCGAUGGAUUCAGGGAUUUGUAUAAUACGAUUAAAGAAACUCCUGAAAAAGAGAAACCAUAA